Messenger RNA from Boleophthalmus pectinirostris (great blue-spotted mudskipper), 3857 nucleotides. It is a transcript of the gene gls2b, whose product is annotated as glutaminase 2b (liver, mitochondrial). Gene Ontology annotation, biological process: L-glutamine catabolic process. The coding region runs from base 286 to 2064 and encodes 592 amino acids. The record is from RefSeq and is a predicted model, not a curated record. Lineage: Eukaryota; Metazoa; Chordata; Actinopteri; Gobiiformes; Gobiidae. The transcript is spliced from 19 exons. Gene Ontology annotation, molecular function: glutaminase activity; protein binding.
AUGUUUUAUUGCGUCAUGGUAAUGUGUCCCGCUGAUUGGUUGCGGUACAAACUUUGACGCCGCACGUGUCCCCCCAAUGUUAUGGCCGUAUGAUCGACAGGUGCUUGUUGUCUUGUUUCUCUGUGUGUUCAAAGAGUUAUUUCAGGCCUAGCUGCCUCGUUUUAAGGACGCUAGUAGCAGUUUGUGUCUACUUUCAUACCUCACUAUAAGGUUCGGUCCUUGUGACCCCUGACUGGCUGCGGACUGAAAUAUUAGCCCACGUUUUUCGUCACUGACACAGUCGCCAUGCACUGCCUGAGAGCCCUGCGCCUUACCCAAAGAUCACAACUUAUCUCCAGAAAUGUGGAAGCCGCCAAAAAGAUUUUCCUGGUUCAUCCGCGGUGCUGUGAGAGCUCAAUCUCAGAUGGAUUUCACCGACGAUCCGCCACACACUUGGAUCUUUUCAAACUAAAUAUCCCGUCAAGGUCCCAGAGCUCUGGAGUGGAAGACAUGCUCUUUUACACCAUCACAGGAGGAAAAGAGCAAAUCCCCAUAGCACAGUUUAAUGCAGCUCUGAAAAAGACUGGCCUGCUCCCUUCAGACCCCCGCCUCAGGGAGUGUAUGGAGAAGCUACGCCAGGUUGUGCAGGAGUCAAUCGGGGAUGUCAUGAUGGACAGAGACCUCUUCCACAGGUGCAUGGGCGGAAACAUCGUCCUGCUGAUACAAGCCUUCCGGAAAAAAUUCAUUAUCCCAGAGUUUGAUAUUUUUGCGAAGCAGAUAAAUGAAAUCUACGACACAGUGGAGAAGCAAACAGAAGGAAAAGUGGCAGACUACAUCCCACAGUUGGCCAAGUUUAACCCCGAGCUGUGGGGCGUCUCUGUGUGUACAGUCGACGGUCAGAGACACUCAGUGGGUGACACAAAGCAGCCGUUCUGUCUGCAGUCCUGUGUGAAGCCUCUGCAGUACGCCAUAGCGGUGCACGAGGAGGGCACAGAUGCAGUGCACAGAUAUGUGGGGAUGGAGCCCAGCGGGGUCAAGUUUAACAUGCUCUCACUCAACGAUGAAGAUAAACCUCACAAUCCCAUGGUGAACGCUGGAGCUAUAGUCGUCAGCUCCCUUAUCAAGCCCAGUGCGAAUAAAGCAGAGAAGUUUGACUAUGUUAUGGAGUUUGUGAAGAAGAUGACCGGGCAGGAGUAUGUAGGCUUUAGUAAUGCAACGUUCCAGUCAGAAAAAGAAACUGGUGACAGAAAUUUCGCUAUUGGAUACUACAUGAAAGAGAAGAAGUGUUUUCCUCCUGGAGCAGAUAUGAUCGAUGCCCUAGACUUCUACUUCCAGCUCUGCUCUAUUGAGGUGAACUGUGAAUCAGGAAGCAUCAUGGCCGCUACUCUUGCCAAUGGCGGGAUCUGUCCAAUCACAGGGGAGCGUGUACUGAGUGCAGAGGCCGUGAGAAACACCCUGAGCCUCAUGUAUUCCUGUGGGAUGUACGACUUCUCCGGAGAAAUGGCCUUCCAUGUGGGCCUGCCUGCUAAAUCUGGAGUGUCUGGUGCCAUUCUUCUGGUGAUUCCAAAUGUGAUGGGAGUGUUGUGUUGGUCUCCUCCCCUGGACAGGGUUGGGAACAGUGUCCGGGGAAUACACUUCUGUCAGGAACUUGUAUCACAUUUUAACUUCCACAAUUAUGACAAUCUGCGGCAUUUUGUGAAGAAAGAGGACCCCCGCAGAACACAGGGAGAUGACAGGAACAAAUCCGUAUUCGGUUUGAUGUUUGCAGCUUACAGUGGAGAUGUGUCAGCCUUGAGACGGUUUGCAUUGUCUUCUAUGGAUAUGGACCAAAAAGACUACGACGCCAGAACAGCCCUUCACAUCGCCGCAGCAGAAGGUCAUAUUGAUGUUGUUCGGUUUCUUACGUACACCUGUAAAGUGGAUCCUUUUACCAAAGACAGGUGGGGGAACCAGCCAAUCGAUGACGCCAUGCAGUUUGGACACGAGGGUGUAGUGGCUGUGUUAAAGGACUACCAGCAGGUCUGCAGCAUGGACCCUGAGUCUCAGCAUUCACACAAAAUGGACGCCAUCGAAGACAUGGUAUAAACAUGGACUAUAGGCCUAUAAUAUUUAAAGGUCCCAUUUAAUGCCAAAUUUACUUUAAGCCAUGUUAUAAUGCAUCUGAAGCAGUUUUUUGUUCCAUUCACAAAUAUUUCAAGAAUCAUUAUUAGUCUUUCUAUAUCUCCAAAGCUCAAAAUGCUCUGUUCCUCCUUGUGAUGUCAUGAAUAUUUACCCUUUACCUUCAUUUCAGUAGCAAUUGGCAAUUCCAGAGCUGAAAUAAUCCAAAUGAUUCUAGUGAAGGUGUAUGGAGUUUAAAAACACAGCAGAGCACUUCCUGUAUUACCACAUAACAUCACAAGGUGAAAUGUUUUCAGGUUGAGAGAAGAACUCUAGUCUAAAUAUGCAGGAUUUAUGUGUUAAACAUGCACGAAUAAAACAAAACACAGCUCUGGGUAUGUUUGUGAUGAGGAAACAAUAACACAGACCAGAAAAUACAGUAAUAUGGGGUCUUUAACUGCCAUUGUUAAGAAAAAAUGAGAUAGAGUAAUCAGGCAAUCCAAUGUCUGAUUUCUGGUGUAUAUUAAUAUGCAUAAAAGACACCUGAUCAUCAAAAACAUCUGGUGGUUUAGGUUAAUCAAAGGAUCUGUAGAGAAACUGUUGUAUUUUGAAGACAAAUUACAAUGAAUUUUAAAAUUACUCUUUCUAUCUUUAACUUGUUCUAUUCCUUGUUUGUCUUCUCCACAUUAGUUUUGCAUAAUUUUCCUCAUCAAAACCUGCAGAGGUGUGAAUAAUCAGAAAGAAAGAUUGAUCACAUCUGACGCAACUGUUUACAUGUUAUUUUGAUAAUCUGAUAACUCCAGAAAUCAGAUAAUGAUUAGAUUUUGGUGUAUGUGUAAAUGUAGCCAGUUUUAGUAUCUUAAUACAAAUGAUCACGUUCAAUAUUUGUGACAUUUGUUGAUAUUUCUUAUGAAUGUAUAAUGUAAUCAAUAAGGAAAGCUGACUCUUGCCUCCUAUCAAUAUGAAAUUCACCUACGACAAAAGAAAAAUAGACAAGCAAUGGUUAUCUGAUGUAUGACAGUAUAUAAAGGAGCUUGUCACUAUUCAAAUAAUUCAAUCAAUCAAGCUUUAUUUUAUAUAGACAAUUAAAAAACAAACAGAAGACAAACAUAACAGUAAUUCAAUAGAACUUAUUUUUGUAGAGACCAAAAUUACAACAGCAGGCGCCUGCAGGGCUUAACAAAGUUGUUGAUUUAAAAUGACAGUAGGUAACUUUGUGGGGGCGGAAAGUCAACUGCAUGAUUCCAUAGAAAUGGAAAGUUACAGACAUACAGUCCCCAUGGAGAUAGGUGAGUUUUAUGCCAUACUGUGGAAUAUUAUAGCCAAACAUCUCCGUGGAAACAGAUGAGAAGGCCCUCCUCCAGAGCAAGUAAGAGUCAGGUUUGUGGAGAUGAAAGCCUGCUCAGAUUAAGGACACAUGUUUUUCUGUGCUUUUAUUUUUGUAUAUUUUUUUCAUAAAAAAGUUAUCAACUGGGGCUUUAACCACUAAAAAUGCAAAAUUUAUUACAUGCAAUUUUGAGAUAUUUCAAUGAUCAACCUUUUUAUAGAUUCAAAUAUAUUUUAAUGAACAUCAUGACGAAUAUACUGUAGUUUUAAUUUCACAAUGACAUGUAAUUAAAACAGUUUUUUUGUAACUUUGUAUACAAUAACUUGCUUUUAUUUAUAUGUAUAUCAUAAAUAUUUUCAUCACUAAAUUAUGUAUUCAGAAAGGUUCAAAUAUUCACUUAAUGUACAUUUGUAAUAAAGUGAAAAAGAAUAAUCUGUAAUAAUGCAGUUAUAUA